AUGCUAAAUUUACUCACAAAAUUUGAAUCCAAAUCCAACAGAGUUAAAGGCGUGGCAUUCCACCCGACCCAGCCGUUGCUCGCUGCGAGUCUCCACAACGGCUCAAUACAGCUGUGGAAUUAUCAGAUGGGCACCCUGGUCGAUAGGUUCGAUCAGCACGAUGGUCCAGUACGUGGUAUCUCGUUCCACAACACACAGCCGCUUCUCGCAAGCGGCGGCGACGAUUACAAGGUUAAAGUGUGGAACUACAAGACGCGUCGCUGCCUGUUCACCCUCCACGGCCACUUGGACUACGUGCGCACCGUCUUCUUCCACCACACCCACCCGUGGAUCCUCACCGCGUCGGACGACCAGACUAUUAGGAUUUGGAACUGGCAGUCGAGGACCUGUAUCGCGAUCCUCACCGGCCACAAUCACUACAUCAUGUGUGCGCAGUGGCAUCCUACCGACGAUCUCGUCGUUUCCGCCUCCAUGGACCAGACCGUUCGUGUCUGGGAUAUCUCCGGCCUCAGGAAGAAGAACACCACCGCUUUCCCCAUGUCUUUAGAGGAGCAGAUGCAAAGAGCCAACGCUGGGCAGUCUGACUUGUUUGGCAGUAUGGACGCUACCACCAAAUUCGUGUUAGAAGGCCAUGACCGCGGUGUCAACUGGGUCACCUUCCACCCUUCUCUCCCUCUCAUCCUCUCGGCUGGCGACGAUCGCCAAAUCAAGCUUUGGAGAAUGUCUGAUACCAAGGCCUGGGAAGUCGAUACCUGCCGUGGCCACUUUAACAACGUCUCAUCCGCCCUCUUCCACCCACGUCACGAGCUCAUUAUCUCAAACGGCGAGGACAAAACUAUCAGGGUCUGGGAUAUGUCUAAACGCGCCGCUGUUCAGACCUUUAGAAGGGAACACGAUAGGUUCUGGGUUCUCACUGUUCACCCAGAGCUCAACCUCUUCGCUGCUGGUCAUGACAACGGUCUCAUCGUCUUCAAACUCGAGCGUGAAAGGCCCGCGUUUUCUCUUCACCAAAACACGCUCUACUAUGUCCGUGACAAGGUUAUUCGCCAGCACGACUUGUCUACUGGCUCUGAUGCUGCAUUGCUCUCUAUCAAGAAGCUCGGCAAUGCUUACACUCCACCUCGUUCCCUCAGUUUUAACCCAGCCGAGAAAGGUGUGCUUGUCGCAUCUCCAGCAGAUGGCGGUUCUUAUGAUUUGGCUACUCUCCCUAGAUAUCUCCCUAAUGAGAACGAUUUGCCUGACUCGUCUAUUGAUGGUAAGCGCGGAGCCGGUCAAAACGCUGUGUUUGUGGCACGCAACAGAAUCGCAGUACUCAACAAGGAAGAUCAAUCCAUCGAAAUCAGAGAUUUGAGUAACAACAUGACCAAAUCUGUCAAGUGCCCCGUUCAAACAAAUGAAAUCUUUUACGGUGGCACUGCAACCCUUAUCCUCGCAGGUCCAACUCAGGUUGUUUUGUUCGAAAUUCAACAACAAAAGAUUUUAUCCGAGCUUAAUUGUCCACCUGUCAAGUAUGUUGUCUGGAGUGCUGACGGUUCAAUGGUUGCUUUGCUCAGCAAGCACACAAUCACUUUGACCAAUAAAACUCUUACAUCAAGUAGUCUCAUCCAUGAAACCAUCAGAAUCAAGAGUGCUUCAUUUGAUGAGAAUGGAAUAUUAAUUUACACCACUCUCAACCAUAUCAAGUACGCUUUACCACAAGGUGACAAUGGCAUCAUCAAGACACUACAACAACCUGUCUACCUUGUGAAGGUUAAAGGCAAAACCGCUUACUGUCUUGAUCGUUCAGCUAAACCAAGACAAAUUGAGAUUGAUCCAACUGAAUACAGAUUCAAAUUGGCCCUUAUUAAAGGAAAGUAUGAUGAAGUAUUGCACAUUAUUAGAACAAGCACUCUAGUCGGUCAAAGUAUUAUAGCUUACCUUCAAAGAAAAGGUUAUCCUGAGAUUGCACUACACUUUGUACAAGACAAAUCUACCAGGUUUGAUCUCGCUAUUGAAUGUGGCAACUUGGAUGUCGCUCUCGAGGAAGCCAAAGGUAUUGACAGAGAAGACGUAUGGGAGCGCUUGAGUCAACAAGCUCUCAAACAGGGUAAUCACAAGAUUGUUGAAAUCGCAUACCAAAAAACGAAGAACUUUGAUAAGUUAUCUUUCUUAUACCUCACAACUGGACAUGCGGAAAAGCUGAAGAAAAUGCAGAAGAUUGCUGACAUGCGCGGUGAUCAAAUGUCUAGAUUCCACAACUCUCUUUACCUUGGUGAUGCGGAAGCACGCGCAAGAAUACUGAUAGACGUCGGAAUGCUUCCAUUAGCAUACAUGACAGCCAAAUCGAAUGGAUUAAAUGAUCUUGCCGAUGAAAUUGCGGGUAUGAAAGGUGUAGACCAAGGUAAAUUGGCUAAGAUACCUGCUACUCAAAGUCAGUUACAGCCACCGGCAGUGGUACACAAGACAUACGAAGAGAACUGGCCAUCACUCAGCAGUCAAGAAAGCUACUUUGACAAGGCAUUAGAGAAGGUGCUUGAUCAAGCUGAAGAUGUGAACGAAUUGGACACGCUGGAUGAAUGGGCAAACCCAGAAGAAUACGUUGGUGGAGCUGAUGCACCAAUGGACGAAGGAGUUGUGGAACAGGCAGAAGAGGGUGAUGCUUGGGAUCUCAGUGACGAAGACGUUCCAGUUGAAGAGCCCGAAGAAGAUGAGGAUGAGUUUGUGAACGCUCCAAAUGAAGUAUCAGAUAACAUAACUGCUGAAGAAGCAAUUGCAGCCGAGCCAGGUAAAUCGGAAGCAGAGCUUUGGACUAGAAACUCACCAUUGGCGGCCGAUCAUAUCGCAGCGGGAUCAUUUGAUAGCGCUAUGCAAUUGCUACAUCGUCAAGUCGGAGCUGUUAAUUUCGAGCCAUUGAAGCCAUUAUUUAUGGAAAUAUAUCAAUCUUCUAGAUUAUACGCUCCUGCAAAUGCCAAUCAAUCACCCUUCACUGUCUACUUGCGCCGUGAUCCAAGAACAACGGAUCCAAAGAGCUAUUUACCUGCCACAGGAACUUUAAGUCUGCAAUCCAUAGCUUCAAAUGAGCUCCAAGAAGGAUACAGAUUGUUUAAGGCUGGUAAAUUUGUGGAAUCAGCAGCUGCAUUCAAGAGUAUUUUGAUUCAACUCUUGUUGGUUUCAGUUUCGAGCCAAGAAGAAACAAAUGAUAUCCGUGAUAUAAUCAACGUUUCACGUGAAUACUUGAUUGGACUCACACUUGAAAUUGAGAGGAGAAGAUUAGUUGCAGAGGAGCCAAACAAUGUGAAGCGCAUACUUGAAUUAGCAGCAUACUUUGCUGAAUGUGAAUUACAACCAGCACAUUCACAAUUAGCGCUUAGAUCUGCAGCUAAUUCAUUUGAGAAAGCUGGUAACACAAUUACAGCUGGAUAUUUUGCAAAAAAGUUACUUGACUUAUCACCAACAGCAGCUAAUGUAGUUGCAAAAGCUAAGAGUCAAGUUAAUGGUGCUGAUCGUAAUCCACGCUCUACGAUCCAAGUAGACUUUGACGACAAGGUUCAUUUCCGCGUUUGUCCUGCUUCACUCACUCCUGUUCAUCAAGAUGAGGAUGUUGUUGAGGAUGCUUACACUGGUGCUGUCUAUCACGCCAAUUAUAGCGGCUCACUUUGUGCGUUGACGGGUGUAAAUAAGGUUGGUGCGCAAUGUACUGGUUUGCGUUCAAUUGUUUAA
Wallemia ichthyophaga EXF-994 is the source of this 3699-nucleotide messenger RNA. Its product is annotated as Putative coatomer subunit alpha. The transcript is spliced from 6 exons. The coding region runs from base 1 to 3699 and encodes 1232 amino acids. Gene Ontology annotation, cellular component: COPI vesicle coat. The record is from RefSeq and is a predicted model, not a curated record. NCBI's taxonomy places the organism in Eukaryota, Fungi, Basidiomycota, Wallemiomycetes, Wallemiales, Wallemiaceae. Gene Ontology annotation, molecular function: structural molecule activity; protein binding. Gene Ontology annotation, biological process: intracellular protein transport; intra-Golgi vesicle-mediated transport; retrograde vesicle-mediated transport, Golgi to endoplasmic reticulum.